AUGCAGGCUUUCGCCCGGUGCGCCCGGCCGGCCCUGCUGCGCCAGGUCGCUCGCCGCGCCUACAGCACCGAGUCCAGCCCCUAUGCCGCCACGAUCGGCAACCUGCGCAUCAACUCGGACACGAAGGUCCUCUUUCAGGGCUUCACCGGCAAGCAGGGAACUUUCCACGCCCAGCAGGCCAUUGACUACGGCACCCAAGUUGUUGGUGGCACGAACCCCAAGAAGGCCGGCUCGACACAUCUCGGCCUGCCAGUCUUUGCCAACGCCAGUGACGCUGUCAAGGAGACUGGCGCCACUGCCACGGCGAUCUUCGUCCCCCCUCCUCUGGCUGCUAGCGGCAUCGAGGAGGCCUUGAACGCCGAGAUCCCCCUCAUUGUGUGCAUCACGGAGGGUAUUCCCCAGCAUGACAUGCUCCGCAUCACCAACAUGCUCAAGACCCAGUCCAAAUCCCGUCUCGUCGGCCCCAACUGCCCCGGCAUCAUCGCCCCCGGCCAGUGCAAAAUCGGCAUCAUGCCUGGAUUCAUCCACAAGCGCGGCCGCAUUGGCAUCGUCAGCCGUUCCGGCACCCUGACCUACGAAGCCGUCAACCAGACCACCUUGGCUGGCCUGGGCCAGUCCCUCGUCGUCGGUAUUGGUGGUGACCCCUUCAGCGGCACCAACUUCAUCGACUGCCUGAAGGUCUUCCUCGCCGACGAGGAGACUGACGGCAUCAUCAUGAUCGGCGAGAUCGGUGGCUCUGCUGAGGAGGACGCUGCCGAGUUCCUGCGCGCCAACAACACCGUCAACGGUGGCAAGCCUGUCGUGUCCUUCAUUGCCGGUAUCUCGGCACCGCCAGGCCGUCGUAUGGGCCACGCCGGCGCCAUUGUGUCCGGCGGCAAGGGCGGCGCUGACUCCAAGAUCAAGGCCCUCGAGGCUGCUGGUGUCGUUGUCGAGCGCUCCCCGGCUGGUCUGGGCAAGGCUCUGCGCGACGAGUUUGUCCGCCGCGAUCUGCUGUAA
Messenger RNA from Sporothrix brasiliensis 5110, 996 nucleotides. RefSeq names its product succinyl-CoA synthetase alpha subunit. NCBI's taxonomy places the organism in Eukaryota, Fungi, Ascomycota, Sordariomycetes, Ophiostomatales, Ophiostomataceae. Bases 1 to 996 code for a protein of 331 amino acids. Gene Ontology annotation, biological process: tricarboxylic acid cycle. Gene Ontology annotation, molecular function: succinate-CoA ligase (GDP-forming) activity; succinate-CoA ligase (ADP-forming) activity. The transcript is spliced from 5 exons. The record is from RefSeq and is a predicted model, not a curated record. Gene Ontology annotation, cellular component: succinate-CoA ligase complex (ADP-forming); mitochondrion.